AUGGGUAAUCGGUUGAAGGAAGAUGAGAAAAUCGAAAGAACAAUUCGCAGUCUUUUGAAACAUCCUCAGAAUAAAAGAUGCAUCAAUUGUAAUAGUCUGGGACCACAAUAUGUUUGCACAACCUUCUUGACAUUUGUGUGUACAAAUUGUAGUGGAGUACAUCGGGAGUUCACUCACCGAGUGAAAUCAGUGUCGAUGGCUAAAUUUAAUGCAGAAGAAGUUAGUGCUCUGCAGGCAGGGGGAAAUGAGCGAGCAAGACAAAUUUAUUUUAAAGAAUGGGAUCCUCAGUACCAUGCUUACCCUGAUGGCAGUAAUCUUCAUAGACUCAGGGAUUUUAUCAAGCAUGUCUACGUGGAUAGAAAAUACACUGGUGAGAGGAGUGUUUACAUUGGUGAGAGAAGUGUGAACAAGCUUUCAAGGCUGCGAUUGGGCAAUGAGGAGUCUGAUGAAGGCAGGAAGGUAGGUUCAUAUCAUGGUGGAUCUAGGAGUGUCCAUGAUGACGACAUGCAUGAACGGAGUUAUAGUCAAGGAAUGAGUCCAGGUGAAAGAGGUACCGACAGAAGUUUAAGAUAUUACUAUGAUGAAAGAAGAAGUCCUCGAUAUUCUCAAGAAAAUGUAAGAAGUGGUGGUGUCAAGAGAAAUCCUCUGCGUUUUGAGAUUGUUGAUAACAGGAUUCGGGAGGAAAAAACCAGACGCAAUGGAUCCUCAAGUGGAGAAUUCAAGGUCCAAAGCAGGGCAACUGAAAAUAAGAAGAACAUGGAGAGGUCUCGUUCCCUUGUUGCACGCUCCACUGCAGAGAAAAUAGCGCAGAAUGUGCCUCCUCUACAGAUUGGUGAAAUUUCUACAGAAAAUCAGAAGAAUGCUGAUGGCUCUGCUCAAAAUCAGAAAAUCAAAUCUGCCAAUGGCCAGGAUGGGAAUGCGACGGAAAACAAAAUAGUAAGCUUGAUUGAUUUCAAUACUGAUUCCGACCCCCCACAUGCCGCAGCAAAUUCACAAUCACAGCAAACACCUCCACCUAAUAAUGAUAACAACUGGGCCUCAUUUGAUUCAUCUUCAAAGGAGAAGGCAUCUCAGGUUCCAAAUCCAGACCCUUUGGAGUCUUUGCUACUUGAAUUGUCAGCUCCCUCAUCUGUACCUGCGACUAAUGCAUCUGAGACACCACGCAAUGAUGUUGCACCCUCAACUUUGUGUAUAAGCAACAUGCCUGCAGGCGGUGCUGCCCCAGCUGCACCUGUAGAGCAGAUGCCAACAUUACUUGAUGCUCUAACUGCUUCUACAUCUACAUCAACUAGUACCGCUGUACCAGAACAACCUGCUAAUGUAGGUCCUUUGCUAGCUCUACCUCCUCCUAGUGGGGGUGAUACCACUCUAAAAGUUAAUAAUGGGCAGCAGCCACCAAGUAUGCAGCAAUCCUUCCCUGCAGAUAGCGGUUCACAACAUAUCAAUACUCCGGUUCGAGCUUCAAAUGGUGAGUCAAGGACUUUACCACUGGCACCAAACAUACAAAGAUCUCUCAGUAUUCCUGUUGAAAAAUCAACUCAAUCUUCUUUAAAGCCAGCUGAAGAUACUGGCAGUAGAGCUGGAUCCCAAUAUUUUCCAGCGGAAACAAGAGCUAGUAUGAGAAAGGAACUUCCAGUGGACCUUUUCUCUGCUAGGUACUCAUCAGUCCCUGCACAAGCUUCAGGUUGGCAUAGUGCUCAAGCUCCUGGAAUGGGGUACAGCAUGCAGUAUUACCCUAACACAACGCCUGCUCCUGCAUUUCCUGCUCCAGCAAAACCAACAAACCCGUUUGAUCUUAAUGAAGAAAAAAGUGUAGUACAUUCCACACAUUUUCCUUCCAUGGCACCAUUGCAAGGAGCUCUGCAUCAUGUGUCAGCACCUCCAGGCUUGAUGCAUGCUUCCAGCCUUCCUACUCAUUUUUCGCAGUUGAAGGCACCUCAAUCUCCAACUAAUGAGUCCAUGAUGCCAUCACAUUCGCCUUCCUUUGCAACUGCAUUCCCUCCUAGUGCCUACAUGGGGCAGCAAUUGCAUAAUAAUUACAUGAGACCACAAGGAGUCGGUGGCUUUGGCAGGGACGAAGCUGUGUUUGGCGCCUUAAGCACAACUCAGCAACCAUUUCAGCAACCAAGUAUCAGAUACCCAGCACCCAGCAACUCAGAAACUUUUUCUUCAAUGAGAGGAAACCCAUUUGGAUAG
Molecule: messenger RNA, 2196 nt
Organism: Prunus armeniaca (apricot)
Lineage: Eukaryota; Viridiplantae; Streptophyta; Magnoliopsida; Rosales; Rosaceae
Source: the annotation of a GenBank genome assembly